GGAUUUCACAAGUCAGAAUCAUCUGUGUUUUGAGCGGUUACUUUCCCAAGCAAUUGUCUGUGGAGUGGUACAAGAAUGACGGUUAUCCAACGAACAUCAUUCCAAAUGAGAGAAAGCUUAUGAAUGCAGAAGGACAGGAGAAAACCUUCAGUCUAACCACUGAGAUUAAAUCAAAUAUGGACGACUGGAAAACAGGAACAAACUUUACUUGCAAGUCCACCCACAAGGGCAGUGUAUUUGUAAAAACAACAGACAUUUGCCAGACUUCUUUAAGUGUCCCUCCUACAUUUCAAAUUGUGAUUCCAAGCUUUAAGACUGUGAUGACAGAAUCUUUGGUGAAGGCAACAUGUUUGGUUCAUACUACUUUUGAUGCCAACUUUACCUGGCUGUUGGAUAAAAGCAACAAACGGAGUGUCACAAUGAAGCAGGUUUCAAACACAACUCAUAUAUCCAGUGAAGUGACAGUUUCCUCGAGUGAGUGGAAGCACCUGAAGACCAUAACAUGCAGAGCACAACAUAAGUGUUUUUCAUCUAUGGAAAAGACAGUAAAUGUAGCAGGGCCGUCAGGUACACCUCCACAGAUAAAGAUCAGGAGAUCUUUCCCAGAACUGGUGAAGGAAGAUUGUGCUAUCUUCCAGUGUGACAUCUCACAGGACUCCUCACAGGACCUCUAUGUCACAUUUCAGUCCAAUGGACGUGAUAUUUUGGAAGGACAGUAUGUUGAUCUUCCUGAAGGCCCCGGCCCUCAUUCAGUCAGUAUAAAUUUCCUGGUUCCCAGAAAUGUUUGGAAAACUAAUACAGAUUUCACCUGCACGGUGAACCAAGGCUUCUCCAGCAGUUCCAUCAAGUCACAUACCAUCAGUAAUAUAUUUGCGGAACCCUCAAUUGAACUUCUUCUGGCUCCCGGAGAAGUACUGGGGCAACAGACACUUGUGUGUUCUGGACGGGGCUUCAACCCACAAAUUAAAUGGUUGAAUGGCUUACAUGAGCUACAUACAUCAAAUCAUGGCAUCAGCAUGGAUACAAAUGCACGUGUUGCAGUAGCAAGUCAGCUGCAUGUUGCUGAGACUGAGUGGAAAUCAGGAACGGUCUUCAUAUGUGAAGUCUCUGACAAAUCUCUGAAUAAAGUUGUCAAAAAGGAAAUCAGUUUCUGCUCAGCUUCUUUAAGUGUCCCUCCUACAUUUCAAAUUGUGAUUCCAAGCUUUAAGACUGUGAUGACAGAAUCUUUGGUGAAGGCAACAUGUUUGGUUCAUACUACUUUUGAUGCCAACUUUACCUGGCUGUUGGAUAAAAGCAACAAACGGAGUGUCACAAUGAAGCAGGUUUCAAACACAACUCAUAUAUCCAGUGAAGUGACAGUUUCCUCGAGUGAGUGGAAGCACCUGAAGACCAUAACAUGCAGAGCAGAACAUAAGUGUUUUUCAUCUAUGGAAAAGACAGUAAAUGUAGCAGGUACACCUCCACAGAUAAAGAUCAGGAGAUCUUACCCAGAACUGGUGAAGGAAGAUUGUGCCAUCUUCCAGUGUGACAUCUCACAUGACUCCUCACAGGUCCUCUAUGUCACAUUUCAGUCCAAUGGACGUGAUAUUUUGGAAGGACAGUAUGUUGAUCUUCCUGAAGGCCCUGGCCCUCAUUCAGUCAGUAUAACUUUCCUGGUUCCCAGAAAUGUUUGGAAAACUAAUACAGAUUUCACCUGCACGGUGAACCAAGGCUUCUCCAGCAGUUCCAUCAAGUCGGAUACCAUCAGUAAUAUAUUUGGUGAGAGUUGUUUGUAUUUACUUGGAAAACACAUUGCUUCGGAACCCUAUAUUGAACUUCUUCUGGCUCCUGAAGAAGUACUGGGGCAACAGACACUUGUGUGUUCUGGACGGGGCUUCAACCCACAAGUCAAAUGGUUUAAUCGAUCAAAACAGAUAACCCCAUCAACUUAUGACAUCAGCAUGAAUAAAAAUGGGCAUGUUGCUGUAAUGAGUCAAUUGCAUGUCGGUCUGACAGAGUGGAAAAGAGGAAUGGUAUUUACAUGUGAACUGUCUGACAGUUCUCUAGAUAAAAAGGUCAAAAAGGAAAUCAGUGUAUGUUCAGGUAAGAUUCAAACAAAAGAUACCUGUGCAGAUAUGAAGAUUGUGAAAGUCAUCUGCUUCAUCGUGGAAUCUCUUUUCACCCCAAGAUCUUCUCAUGUUCAUAGACCUGCACUAGAGGAGCUUCAAAACAGGGAACAGGUGACUGUUAUGUGUCUUUUUGUUGGCACUAGUCUUAGGGAUUUCUCCAUAACCUGGAAAGUAGAUGGUCACCCAUCUUCUUCAAGUCACAUCCAUACAGAAAAACCUGUAAAUCACAGCAACGGGACAGAAACUUUGCACAGCUUCCUUAACGUGUCAGCGAAGGACUGGUACUCAAAUAAGCAAGUGUCUUGUGAGGGAAAACAUCUGUGUUCCAACAAAAGUUAUGAAGACCAUAUCAGCAAAAGUACAGACCUGUCAAAACCAGUUCUGAGGAUAGUGAAACCAACAUUGACUGAACUGUAUACGUUUGGGACUGUCACGCUUACUUGCUUAGUUUCAGGAUUUUUCCCAUCUGACAUCAUAGUUCAGUGGGAAGAGAAUGGCCAACGACUCCCAGCAUCUCUCUAUAUUAACAGUCCUUCAUGGAAAGAACCAGCAACAAGCUAUUUUUCAAUGAGUAGCAGAAUAAAUGUAACUAAGGCUGAGGACAAUAUGUCGACAUACUCUUGUGUUGUUAGACAUGAAUCGUCUGAGACUCCAGUUAAAACCAGCAUUAGUGAUGUAUUUGCCUCUGUGACCUACACCAAACCUUCAGCCAUCUUGCUCCAGGGAGAAAACGAACUAGUGUGUCUGGUCUCAGGCUUCAGCCCACCAUCCAUUAAUAUCACUUGGUUCCGCAGUAAAACCACAGAGCCGAUGGAAUAUAACACAACCAAGCCCUACUUAGGUCAGGAUGGAAAAUUCAGCAUUCAAAGUCACGUUCGCCUGUCCCCAAUUGACUCCUUACCAGGCGUGAUUCUCACCUGCAAGGUGAUGCAUGAGGGUGCCACCCUAUCAGUGAAUAUGUCCAAACCAGACACACUGGAGCAUUGUAGCUUCUUUGAUGCUCUCAAGGACACUGACGUGAGUCAAGAUGCCCUGAAGGAAACCUGGGCUGUGGCGUUAACUUUCCUCUGCUUUUUUCUCUUCACCAUCAUAUUUUCUCUUGUUGUCCUCAUCAGUAAGACCAAAUAAUGACAGUCAAAGGACAAAUUUCAUAUUACUGAAUGAGGUUUUAAUUUUUUGAUGUUUUUAUUAAAUGUAUUUUAUUUUCUUUGUUUAUUUUAGUUUUUUUUUUUAGAAUGAUUCUUUUUUUUUUUU
Molecule: messenger RNA, 3362 nt
Organism: Girardinichthys multiradiatus
Lineage: Eukaryota; Metazoa; Chordata; Actinopteri; Cyprinodontiformes; Goodeidae
Exons: 12
Coding region: 120-3236 (1038 amino acids)
Source: RefSeq, a predicted model, not a curated record